Messenger RNA from Oppiella nova, 2631 nucleotides. The record is from the annotation of a GenBank genome assembly. NCBI's taxonomy places the organism in Eukaryota, Metazoa, Arthropoda, Arachnida, Sarcoptiformes, Oppiidae.
AGUAACUUCAUAAACGGCGUUUGGGAUCUAUUGGUGUACUUCAAGGAUGACCCGCUGAUCGUCAAUAGCCUCAACCGUAUUGUACACACACUGACGGAACUCCUAAAAUAUGACACAAUACUCAUCGAUCAGGCGAACCGGACGGUCGGCAAGAAUAUGUCUGCCCUCGUGAGGGACGACAUCUUCAAAGCCAAAGAAACGAAACGACAUUUUGACAAAAUAAGCGAUGACUACGACUCGGUGCUCAACAGGCACUCCCAGAUACCCCGCACGAAGCCCACGGAGUGCGAGGAGGCAGCCAACCUGUUGAUGGCCACCCGUUCCUGUUUCCAGCACUUGACACUCGAUUACGUGACACAACUGUCCGUUUUCAAGAGCAAGAAACGACACGAAGUGCUCGAUUCGUUAUUGAGUUUAAUGCACGCGUACGGCACGUACUAUCAUCAGGGAUCGGACCUCUUCCAAGACUUUGAUCCCAUCAAGAAAGACACUGCGAGUCAAACUCAGAGUGUGGUUAUGGAUAAGAAUAACAACUGUUUUUCUUAUUUGAAUAUUUUAUUAAAGAUUAUUGAUAUGAGAAACGGCACCUCAGUGUUGGAGAAGCAACUGGAGGGCCGGCACACGCUGGUGGCGGCCAAGGAGUCGGUGCCGGCGCUCAUCAAAGGCGACACCAUUCGUCUGGAGGGCUACCUGUUUAAGAGGACGUCCAACGCGUUCAAGACGUGGAACCGCCGCUGGUUUAUCAUUCAGGACCACCAACUCGUAUACCAGAAGAGGUCGCACGAGAGGGACGUGACGGUCAUGGAAGAGGACCUGAGACUAUGUACGGCCAAACCCGUGCAGUUCAUGGAAAGGCGGUUUUGUUUCGAAGUCUUGUCCCCAUCCAAGAGUCACAUACUUCAGGCCGACUCGGAGGAGGCCUGUCAGGCGUGGAUCAGUGCCAUGCAGGCGGGUAUAGACGCCGCCUAUAACUGUAACAACAACGACAACACCACCACUUCGGGCGACAUCCAGAGCCUGGACUCUCAAGAUUCGUGGUGUACGGCCUCCAGUACUUCCAGCGCCAGCAAGUCUUCAACUAGUAUUAACAACUUGACCGCUGGUGGUAACGGCGCUACCGGUGCUCAAAGUGGUAGUAAACCCCCGGCUAAGCCUCCGCGUGUGACAUACGCUCAGAUUCUGGCCAUUCCUGGAAACGAAUUCUGUUGCGAUUGCCGAUCGCCUGACCCCAAGUGGGCCAGUAUUAACAUAGGCAUCACCCUAUGCAUCGAGUGCUCCGGUAUCCAUCGCAGUCUCGGCGUACACUUAAGUAAAGUGCGUUCACUGAAUCUGGACGCGUGGGACCUGGAGCUCAUUAAAGUGAUGUCCGCAUUGGGCAACGCCAUCAUUAACACCUCCUACGAGGCCAAAGUGGACGAGUCGGUCGCCCGGAGGGCUACUCCCGAUUGCGAUCGCACCCAACGGGAGCUCUGGAUUAAAGCCAAAUACGUUAAGAAAGCCUUUGUUGACAAGUCGGACGACAAACCGGACCACAAACACCUGUCCACCGAUUGUGACCAAAAGACUAUAGCAUCGGAUGUUGUGAUGAUUAGUGAUAAUAAGGGAACUGAUGAUCAAAAUAAUAGCAAUGAAUCGCAUAAUAGGAGUAAUAGUAAUGAAAAUAUUGUUCAAAUAAGUGAUGCGAUUACGAGUAGUGAUACAAAUGCGGACACUUUGGGACAAAUGUGUGAUAAAAGUGGUGCCGAAGAGGUGGUGACAACGAAGACAUCUCACGAAGAGAGCGGUUCCGAAGAGGACGAGGACUCGGAAGAAACGCAACUCAUUGUCACUACGAGUGGCGAUAAUAAACCAAAAACUUCAGCCCAAAAGUGUGAUACGAAUUCCCAAAACAACAAAAACCACUCCAAUGUCAGCCCACCGUCCGAAGCGCCGGUAGUUUGCGCGCAAAGUAGUAGCAGUAGUGUAUCGACAGGCAACUGUCCGCUCAAUACGACACCAAAUAGUGAUAACAAGUACUAUAACCUAAUGCUGUAUAACGCGGCCAUCGAUAGCGAUCUGAAGACAAUGUCUGAGGGGUUGGCUAAGGGGGCGACCAUUAACUGGCACAACACGGAUGACCAGAACCGGACGCCUCUGCAUCAGGCGAUUAUGAGCGAUGCGGUCACGGGAUGUGAAUACCUGCUCCUCAAUGGCGCCAAAUCUAACGUAUCAGACGAUAAUGGGACGACACCUCUUCAUUUGGCCACUCAGAGGGGCAAUACUGGGUAUAGUAUUAAGGGAACGGGUGGCCAGGGAUUGUCACUAAUGUGUGUGUGUCUACUGUUAAAACGAGGCGCCGACCAGUUGUGCACCGAUAAGGACGGCCACAACGCCCUCUCCAUAGCUAUCAAUAACGCCAACGCAGACAUCGUUACGCUCUUAAGACUCGCGAAACUGAACGAUGAGAUGAAGAACGACGAGGAGUUCGGGAAUAUCAGUGACGAGACGUUCAACGAAGUGGUCCGCGACUUCACACAACUGGCCUCCCAGUCCCCCGAGAAGUUGCGCCGCAAUACGACACAUAAUCCGCAGUCAAACCAAUCAAACACCACAUCUUGAGAUUCAUUAGAGACUUAUAUUUAUUUAUUACGA